UGAGGACGUGCCAGACGGCGUGGUACGUGCUACCUCUGUACUUAUCUGUUUCCGUUUAUUCGUCACCCUCUCGUGUACGUUACUCGUGUUUAAAAGGCUUUGGGACCCAAUCAGUGUGGCAGACCGUUACUAAUGUUAGAGUAAGUCCAGUCGAACGAUGUGAUAUACAGGCUUAUGACUUGUGAACCAGCUGCUUGCUAACGUUACUACUUUAGCUUGUGAAGCUCAGCUGGUACCGUAAGCUGUUAACCUUACCAAAUACGAUUUGUACGUAUUAAGACCCAGUUAAACAGCAAGAUAACGGUUGCUCUUGCUAAUUUGUUACGUCCUCGAGGAUACUCUUGAUUUGAAGAAAAAAAAAGUUAGAAUACGUGUUAGACGGGUCACCCAAUUGCUAGGGAAGAGAUUGGUGACCUUCCUUGACAGCUGGGAGUGUGUCAGACUUCUUGCCUGGGAAUGGACAUUAACUACAUCUGGCCAGUAUACUGAAAUGAUCCAAUUUGUCAGCUCUGCAGAGUAGGGCAUUUGUAAUUAUUGACUCUCUGUUAGUUUCAGUGGUGUUCACUAAAAGAAUGUCUCGCCGCUCUGUGGUAAACUUGUUGUGCUUUGGGAAUCGAGCUGUCAACCUGCUGUAUGGAGGUUCACUUCGCCCCCUAGUCACUUCAGUGUGUAAAGUUUCAACACAGGCUAAAGUUGGAUUCAAACCUGAAAAAGUAGCAGUGGUUACAAAGACUACGCGAUAUGAGUUUGAACAGCAGCGGUAUCGUUAUGCAGGGCUAUCUGAAGAAGAUCUAAAACAGCUGCUUGCUAUGAAGGGCUCCAGCUACAGUGGAUUGCUGGAAAGACACAAGAUCCACACUAACAAUGUAGAACAUAUUGUGAAGAGCCUGCAGACAGAAGGCAUUGAUGUACGAGUUGUGAAGAGAGGAGAAUAUGAUGAAGAGGUAGUGCGAUGGGCAGAUGCCAUCAUUUCUGCUGGAGGUGAUGGAACAAUGCUGCUUGUUGCCAGUAAGGUUUUUAGCAAGGACAAACCAGUUGUUGGAGUAAACACAGACCCUGAAAGGUCAGAAGGUCAUCUGUGCCUACCUGUGCGUUACACUCGUGCCUUCCCUGAGGCACUGGAGAAACUCUGCCGUGGUGAGUUCAGGUGGCUGUGGCGUCAGAGAAUCCGUCUGUACUUAGAUGGCACAGGAAUAAAUCCAACCCCCGUAGACUUGCACGAACAACAGCUAAGCCUGGAGCAGCACAGCCAAGCUCACCGCAUCACUACCAUGGACAGCCAGCCGAGAACACUACAAAAGAGCUUCUCCAAGCCUAGCCUCCUUCCCAUUAGAAGCCUGAAUGAAAUCUUCAUCGGAGAAUCUUUGUCCUCCAGGGCAUCCUACUACGAGAUCUCCGUGGAUGAUGGCCCAUGGGAAAAACAGAAGAGUUCAGGAAUCAGCAUUUGCACAGGAACAGGAUCCAAAGCCUGGUCCUACAACAUCAACAAACUUGCAGAACAAGCAGUGGCGGAUGUCUUAAAAAUUGGAAAGUCCCAGACGGGUCUUAAAAUCCCCCUUAGCCAAGAAUUUAUUGAAAAAGUUACUGACGAAUACAACGAGUCUCUGGUGUUCAGUCCAGACGACAGCCGUUUGUUCUUUAGCAUCAGGGAGCCCAUCGUCAAUAGAGUCUUCUCCAGCAGCCGGCAGAGAGGCUUCACCAGCAAGGUGUGUGUCCGCUCUCGGUGUUGGGAUGCCUGCAUGGUGGUGGAUGGAGGGACUUCCUUUGAGUUCAACGACGGUGCCAUUGCUACAAUCAGCAUGAGUGAGGAGGACCAGCUCCGGACAGUUGUUCUAGAAAACUGAGACAAGUCAGGAGCAUAUAACACUUGAGUUGUUAUUGCUUUAGCCAGCUGUGUUCAAAAGCUCAGAGUUUGAAGGUCAAUGUGAUCAAAGGGACACAACAGUUUUUAGCUGUUAGCUGGUAGUGUUGAAUAUUUUUAUACCUGGGAAAAAAAGGUGUUGUUGCUAUUGUUUUAUCAACUUUGCUUAUUUUCAAUAUAUAUAUUUUCUUUUUGAACUCCAAGCCACUGUUCCCAAGCUUUUGUGUUAUAAGCACUGUAUGGGAACUGUCAGAUAUAUUCAUUUGCCAUAAACUGCCUGUCACUGCACCAAAUUCAGUGUACCUAAACUCAUACCACUUAAAGGAAAUUAAAUUUCUUUUAAGUUAAUAUCAAAAAGUUAAUUCUUUUUGGAUAAAACCAUCUACGACAUACAGACUUUGUAGCCAAUGAGGAAAUUCUUAGACGAUCUUCAAACACAUGCAUCUAAUACACCUGCAGUUGUAGCACACAUAGUAACAAAUCUGUCCAUGCAAAUACAAAACCACACCUCACAAGGUAAAUGGGAAUAUCAGCCAUGCUAUUCUGGCUGAAAAAGUUAGUUAUUCUUAUAGAAAACAUUGAUUGUUGUAAAUAUGUAUCUACUUUAAAUUAAAAUUCAAUCAAAGCGGUGACUAGCCAUUGAAACAGAACCUGGAUGCUAUACAUGUCUAUUUGGGAAUCAGGUAAUUUUUUCUACUAGGAGUCAUCCUAACAUACAGUUCCCAAUAAGACUUGCUCACAGUACUCAUGUAAUUGCUCACAAAUUGUCUUUUGGAGACAGUGUUCAGUGUUGUGUUGAUCCAUAUUUUCUGGUUCUUGUGAAUGUUUUAGGUAACAGGGCAGUGUAUGUGAGACAGAGUUUAAUAAACUAGAGUGUUCAUAGUAA
Messenger RNA from Mugil cephalus (flathead mullet), 2747 nucleotides. RefSeq names its product NAD kinase 2, mitochondrial (gene nadk2). Gene Ontology annotation, molecular function: NAD+ kinase activity. Bases 573 to 1844 code for a protein of 423 amino acids. The transcript has 12 exons. The record is from RefSeq and is a predicted model, not a curated record. Gene Ontology annotation, cellular component: mitochondrion. Gene Ontology annotation, biological process: NADP+ biosynthetic process; NAD+ metabolic process. Lineage: Eukaryota; Metazoa; Chordata; Actinopteri; Mugiliformes; Mugilidae.